UAUAGCAGUGACUUGGUAGAACUCCAUUCCCUGACUAUGAAGAAAACCGGUAUUCCUUUCCUCUUGGGCCUCAUCUUCCUGGUUCUGUUUGGAGUUCAAGGAGCCCCAAUAAUGAGGAAUGACCGUUGUUCCUGCAUCAGUACUAGGCAGGGGAAAAUCCACCCUAAAGCCUUAAAAGACAUUAAACAAUUUGCCCCAAGCCCUUCCUGUGGGAAAACUGAAAUCAUUGCUACAAUGAAGAACGGGAAUGAAGAAUGUCUAAACCCAGAUUCAGGUUAUGUGAAAAAACUGGUGAAGAUGUGGAAAGAAAAGGUCAGCCAAAAGAAAAAGCAAAAGAAAGGGGGAAAACAAAAAAUGAAGACAUUUUUAAAAGCUAAAGGACCCCAACGUCCUCAUCAAAAGAAGACUACAUAAGAGACCACUUUACCAUCAAGUACUUUAUGUUAAAAUUUUUUUUAAUUAUACUGAAAUAAUUCCAAGAAGGGAUGACCUCUAAUA
Molecule: messenger RNA, 498 nt
Organism: Urocitellus parryii (Arctic ground squirrel)
Lineage: Eukaryota; Metazoa; Chordata; Mammalia; Rodentia; Sciuridae
Gene: Cxcl9
Product: C-X-C motif chemokine ligand 9
Biological process (GO): chemotaxis; immune response; defense response
Cellular component (GO): extracellular region
Molecular function (GO): chemokine activity
Source: RefSeq, a predicted model, not a curated record